GGCCGCUGCCCUCACCGGGGCGGGCGGGGAGCCCCCGGCCUCCCUCGGAUCGCUCCCAGCCCACCUCACCCCACCCCCACAGCGCCUGCUCCCUUCCCAGCCACCUCCCCUCCUCCCCCACAUCCGGUGCUGGCGAAAUUAGGAGCCCGGGGCAGCUCCUCCAAGCCCCCCUGCUCCCCGACUCCCGGAGCGAGCAUUGACGUUCGAUUGCUUUUUUGGGGGGGGCCAUAGCUUCCCUAGUUCAGCGGACCCCCACCGAGCGCCAGGAGCUGAAUUUACCUACUCUCAUUCCUCUCCAGGGUCUCACUACUUUGGAGGUUUUCUCAAAUUCCACAUACAGAAAGCCACCGACCUUAUUCCGGUAUCCUACACCCCUUCCUUAUCCUAAUUAUACGCCCACCCCCAGCCCUCCGCAUCGGAGUCAAGAGCCACGGGGACACUUCAGUUCUCCUUGUAGGAUUGAUGAAAUCGUAAUGAAGAACGCCCCCUAAGCUCCCAUAAGCGAUUUGGGGAUAUUCCCUGCCCAAAAAUUUCCUGGAAAAUUGACUAGUAUUAAGUGCGUGAUAGAUUGGAACUCAGUGAAGACACAGAUGUUCCUGUUGAGAGCAACCAGCUAAUCAUUACAUUUUAAAGGCGAUUUCUGUGAUUGAGUUGUCUUUUGGAAGAUUAAAUCCAUUUCAAGAGGACUUGAAGCUGGUCCUCACCUUGAGGAAGCAGUGGCUUGUUUUCAAGAAUCCCUUCCUGAUUUCAGGAUCCACCCAGCAUGCCUAAUCAAGGAGAAGACUGCUAUUUUUUUUUCUAUUCUACAUGUACCAAAGGUGACAGCUGUCCGUUCCGUCACUGCGAAGCUGCACUAGGAAAUGAAACUGUUUGCACAUUAUGGCAAGAAGGACGCUGUUUUCGACAGGUGUGCAGGUUUCGGCACAUGGAGAUUGAUAAAAAACGGAGUGAGAUUCCUUGUUACUGGGAAAAUCAACCAGUGGGAUGUCAAAAACUAAACUGCGCUUUUCAUCACAACAGAGGACGUUACGUGGAUGGCCUUUUUCUACCUCCAAGCAAAAUUGUGUUGCCCACUGUGCCUGAGUCACCAGAGGAGGAAGUGAAGGCUUCCCAGCUCACAGUUCAACAAAACAAAUUGUCUGUCCAGUCCAAUCCCUCCCCUCAACUACGAAGUGUGAUGAAAGUAGAAAGUUCAGAAAAUGUUCCUAGCCCCACACAUCCACCAGUUGUGAUCAAUGCUGCAGAUGAUGAUGAAGACGAUGAUGAUCAGUUUUCUGAGGAAGGUGAUGAAACCAAAACACCAACCCUGCAACCAACUCCUGAAGUUCAUAAUGGAUUACGAGGGGCUUCUGCCCGGAAACCCGGGGUCAAUUUAAAACAAGGUGAAUGUUUGAAUUUUGGAAUAAAAACUCUUGAGGAAAUCAAGUCAAAGAAAAUGAAGGAAAAGUCCAAGAAGCAAGGUGAAGGUUCUUCGGGAGUUUCCAGUCUUCUACUCCAGCCUCAGCCCAUUCCAGGUCCUGAAAAAGAGAAUGUCCGGACUGUGGUGAGGACAGUAACUCUCUCCAACAAACAAGGAGAAGAACCCUUGAUAAGGUUGAGUCUCACCGAGAGACUGGGGAAACGAAAAUUUUCUGUAGGUGGUGACAGUGAUCCGCCGUUAAAGCGUAGCCUUGCACAGAGGCUAGGGAAGAAAGUUGAUGCUUCAGAAACUGACAAAACACCAAAGAAAGUUCAAGUUUCCAAGUCUCUAAAGGAACGAUUAGGUGUGUCAGCUGCUCAAAACAAUGAGGAGGCAGCAGAGAGAAUUACUAACGUUGGCGAGAUCCAUGUGAAGACUUUAGAAGAAAUUCUUCUCGAAAGAGCCAGUCAGAAACGCGGAGAAUUGCAAACUAAACUCAAGGCAGAAGGCUCUUCAAAAGCUGAUGAUCCUACUUCAGGAGCAAGAAGCUCUUCCACCGUUCGAAUCAAAACCUUCUCUGAGGUCCUGGCUGAAAAGAAACACCGGCAGCAGGAAGCAGAGAGACAGAAAAGCAAAAAGGAUGUCGCCUGCGGCAAGUUAAAGACGGAUAGUGACACUAAAAAAACAUCGGUUUUGCCGCCAAUGGUGGCCAACAAAGGACAAUUAGAGGAGCCUGCAGGGAGAACAAAGUCUAUGCAGGAGGUGCAUAUCAAGACGCUGGAGGAAAUUAAACUGGAGAAGGCACGGAGGGUGCAGCAGAGCUCCAAGAGCAGCCCCAGCUCCCAGCCUCAGCCUGAGAUCACCGCGGGGGCGCGGCGGCUUUUCCGAAUCACCAAAAAGUCAGGUAUGAAAGAAGAGAAGAACCUUAAAGAAGAAAGUGAAGUUGCAUUUCAGAGCAGUGUUGCUAGAAUAGAGGCUAAAGAGGCUUCAAAUGAGACAACAGGAGGUGGCAUUAAAAUUCCAGUCAAGAAAAGUGAGACGAUGCGAGAAAAGUACGUACAGAAACAGCCAGAGAGGGGAACCUCACAGAAGGAAAAACCUGUUCUGCCACCCCCCUGGGGAGCUGUAGACGCUGGUAGUGCCCAGCCAGCAGACCCGCCAGUGCUCGCUGCUGCGCCGAGCAUCACACGGAGCCUCACAAAGCGGCUUCCUGCCAAGUCAUCCCAGAAGGCAGAGGUGGAAACCGCACGGAUUGGCGACUCAAUACUGAGUGUGAAGUGUGCAGCACAGACUGUGGAGAAAAGGGUUAAAGCUAAACCCAAAGUGAAUGUGAAGCCAUCUGUGGUUAAAGUGGUCUCUUCCCCCAAAUUGGCCCUGAAGCGCAAGGCAGCGGAGAUCCACCCUGCCGUGGCAGCGGUGAAGCCGCUCAGCGCCAGCGGGGACCUACAGGAGAGCCCGGCCAAGAAAGCAGCCAUGGCUGUUGUCCCACUCCUCUCUGAGGACAAAGCAGUCACUGUGCCUGAGACAGAGAGACCUAGAGACAGUCUUGUGCUGCCUCCAGCCCAAUCCUCGUCAGAUCCCUCUCCACCAGAAGUAUCCGGCCCUUCCUCAUCCCAAAUGGCCACGAAAACUCGCCGACUCAGCACUGCUUCGACAGGAAAACCCCCGCUCUCUGUGGAGGAUGAUUUUGAGAAACUAAUAUGGGAGAUUUCAGGAGGCAAAUUAGAAGCCGAGAUUGACCUGGAUGCUGGGAAAGAUGAAGAUGACCUUCUGCUUGAGCUGUCAGAAAUGAUUGAUAGCUGAAGAUGAUAGUAGGACAUUUCAAACAAACAAAAACAAAAAAACUCACCAAAAAACUGCACUUAGUUUCAUCUAUUGUAACAUUUACCCAAGAUGAUCAUUUCUUUAGUCUAGAAUUUGCCCCAGAUCAGAAGUAUACCUCUGAAUUACCUGUAUGUGUCCUAGAUUCCUUGGGGUCAGAUUUUUAAAGUCCCUUGAUAAACAUUUUGUCCAUUUGAUGCCACUGUUUAGCAUCUUCAAGAAAAAGUUCUUUCUUACCCCUCUCUCCACAAAAAGACUGAGAGAGAGAUCCAAGUGAAUGAUGCAAGAGAACUUGGUGACUCCUUGAGGUGUUGUCAGUUUUGGCUUUUCCCCCUUAGUUGUAUUAUUUCUUUUAUGUAUUGUCUUAAUGUACUUACUGUUACCUGAGUUUGGAAAGGAUGAAGACAGCUGCUAUCAUAAGGACCAAAUUUCAUGCUACCACUAAAAAAAAAAUUCAGUCUGUGUUAAAUUGUAUGUCUUUUUUAAAGUAUUUGGAGAUUCGUCUAAGCUUUAGAGCUGAGCAGCUCAGGAAGCCUGUAAUCUGGACAUAACUUUUUGGACCCGAUUUUCAUGUUUCUACUGCUGAGUAAGCCUCUGAAGAUCAAUAGCUAAUUUAUUAUUACUGUAAUUUUUUAAGGCUUUAAAGUGCCUCAGGGGUUCUCUGAAAUUAAUUUUCUAUUUCUGGGAUUCCCUGGAUUCUUAUUAAGAGAUGGUGACAUAAUGAUUAGAGGAAUUCUCUUUUUAGUAUGAAAGUUGUCCCUUCUCUUUAGUACUUGCCUCCUACUCACAUUGAAUUAUCACAGGAAUAAAAAUUGGUUAAUUUUAUAUUUCUAACUCUCCCAGCAAACUCCUCUAACCCAGUAUUUAUUUGGUGUCCUUUAACUAUCAGAGGGAGGAAAUGAACUCAUUCAAGCUGCCAAUAUUUAUGUGUGGACUGUAGCAGUACAAUGAAUUGUACUACAGAAGGGAUUAUUUGAGAUGUUCUGGAGGUGUAUUGUAUACCAUCCAGUUUUCUUCAUUUCUGAAUUGAAUUUUCUUUCUUUGAUGUUGGUCUCCCUCCUUCAUAUCACCUCAAGGUUUAGACUGUGAAGGGACAAGUAUGCGGGGCUAAUCGUCUUAGAAGGAGACAUGACAUAUGUCGGAAGGAGGAGGAAAGAAGGACUUGUCCGUUUUGAUACUUUGCUGUAGGUGGCAGUUUUGUUUCUCAUAGGGGAAUCUGACCCACCUGUCAUGUUGGCUCCUAAGGAACUGCUAUUGUAAGCGGCUCAUCAAGAGUUGAACUUCAUGUAGCCUUGUUGAGAAUACGGAAAAGGAAGAAAGCCACAGGACUGCCCAUUCAGUCUUGGGAAGAUCUGGAUGAUUCUGCACAAGCAAAAAUGACUUGAAAUUUAUGUAUAGACACUCCUCUGUCGAUCCAUCUUCAGCUGACUGAAUGUUGUAUCAUAGCCCUUCUCCAAAGCAGGGGUGGAAUGUUUGGUUUCACCACAGAUUUUCUAAUCAUUUCAUUUCUGGAAUCAGCUUAGAUUCCAGGUCCGUUUUGUAUAUAAUCUUUAUUUGCUUUUUAAAAAAUAAUUUUGUUUCAUAUUUAAAGCCCUUGUAUUAGUCAAUGAUUCAUGUUCAGCAUUGUUUGAACCAUUUGCCAUUCAUUACACAAAGAGAAAUACUUAUUUGUGUUUUAAAUAAAACUGGUGUAGGAAAGUCUUGA
Molecule: messenger RNA, 4925 nt
Organism: Myotis davidii
Lineage: Eukaryota; Metazoa; Chordata; Mammalia; Chiroptera; Vespertilionidae
Gene: ZC3H11A
Product: zinc finger CCCH-type containing 11A
Exons: 19
Coding region: 764-3202 (812 amino acids)
Molecular function (GO): metal ion binding
Source: RefSeq, a predicted model, not a curated record